AUGGCAGCAAUGAGGGCUCGUCACAAGAUUCGAGCUCCCCGAAGGGGAGUCUCCCAUGCCAAUACCGAAGAUUUCGAUUCUAUAUGGACAGUUCUCUCAUCAUCAUUAACUGAGAUUAAUACUAAAAAUGCCUCAACCCUGGCAUUCGAAGAGAUCUACCGCCAUGCCUACAAGAUCGUGUUGAUGAUGCGGGCUCCUGAUCUUUACGAACAAGUCAAACAACUGGAGCAAGACUGGCUGAAGACCAAUGUCCGGACCCUCAUUAUCGAUUCGAUUUCUUCGAGCCUCGUACGGGCGCAAAAAUCCACCGAUGCGCAGGACCAGUCGAGUGAGAGGAGGGAGGCGGGGGAGAAGUUCCUCACUGUCCUGAAGGAUGCUUGGGAAGAUCAUCAAUUGGGCAUGGGAAUGGUUACCGAUGUUCUAAUGUACAUGGACCGCAUGGUAGCAAGCCGUACUCACCCACCCAUCUACGUUGCCUGUAUGGCUCUAUUCCGAGACCAUAUCCUCCGAGCUCCCGUCCGUGCUGGAUCUGCUUUAACUGUUAUGGAUGUGCUCGAAUCUACCAUACUAUUUAUGAUCCAACUGGAACGUUCUGGCCACAUAAUUGAGCGACCACUUAUUCGGCAUUGCAUCCAAAUGUUGGAGGGCCUCUACGAAACUGCUACAGAGGAGGAGAGUUCAAAGCUUUAUCUAACUGAGUUUGAACCAGCCUUUCUCGAAACGAGUAAGGAGUUCUACCAGGCAGAAGGGCAACGGCUGUUAGAAAUGGGAGAUGCUGCCACGUUCUGCCGACUCGCAACCCAGCGGAUCACUGGAGAGGAGGAGCGAUGCCGUUAUGUGUUGUCGGUCAUGACAGAGCCGAAGGUCCUUGAGUUGCUUGACGAGCAGCUGAUCCGGAUCAAUAUUGACGAGGUCGUCAAUCUUGAGGGAACCGGUGUCCGGCGCAUGCUGGAUCACGAUCAGCUGGAGGGGCUACAGAAUGUUUACAUGCUCAAUAAAAGAGUCGACAAGAAGAAGCAAGCUUUGACGAACAUGGUCAACAAGCGGAUUGUGGAAAUGGGCAAAGAAAUCAAUGCUUCGUCUAUACUCUUACCACAAGCCCCAGCUCCAUCGGCAGAGAAAGAUGGCGAAAAAGAGAAAAAGCCCGAGAAGGGGAAAGAUAAGGAAAAGCCUCAGAAUCAGCAAACAGUGUCGGCAAUUCGCUGGGUCGAUGACAUCCUUGGCCUCAAGCGGAAAUUCGAUAACAUUUGGGAGAAUGCCUUCGCCUCUGACCAGGGCAUGCAGGGCUCGAUUGGGGCCAGCUUUGCCAACUUCAUCAACAUGAACGUGCGGAACUCUGAGUAUCUGUCUCUCUUCUUCGAUGAAAAUUUGAAGAAGGGCAUCAAGGGAAAGACAGAAAGCGAGGUAGAUGUUCUCCUGGACAACGGUAUCACACUGUUGCGCUACGUCAAGGACAAGGAUCUAUUUGAGACAUAUUAUAAGAAACAUCUAUCACGCCGUCUUCUGAUGAAACGCUCUGUCAGCAUGGAUGCAGAGCGACAGAUGAUCUCCAAGAUGAAAUUGGAGGUCGGUAACCAGUUUACUCAACGCAUUGAGUCCAUGUUCAAAGAUAUGACCAUCUCGGAAGAUCUUACCCACAAUUACAAGGAGCACAUUGCGCGCAGUGGUGAUCCUGACGAAAAACCCGUGGACCUGGAGAUCAACGUUCUCACCAGUACCAUGUGGCCGAUGGAAAUAAUGGCAAGCAAAGAGGGAAUGGUCCAAUUGCCUUGCAUCUUCCCAAGGGAGAUUGAUACACUGAAGCAAAGCUUUGAGAGGUUUUAUCUCGACAAGCAUAGUGGCCGCAAACUGUCGUGGCAAGCUAGCAUGGGCACUGGCGAUGUUCGAGCCACUUUCGUACGUUCCAAUGGCAAAGUCCAGCGUUAUGAACUCAACGUGUCGACAUAUGCCAUGGUCAUCCUGUUAUUAUUCAACGACAUCCCAGACGGCGAAGCCCUCACCUAUGACGAAAUCAAAACUCGCACCCAGAUUCAAGACCACGACCUAACCCGCAACUUGCAAUCGCUCGCCGUUGCGCCAAAGACUCGAGUUCUGAAGAAGGACCCUAUGAGCAAGGAUGUGAAGUCCACGGACCGCUUCCUUUUCAACCAUGAUUUCCAGAGCCCCUUCGUAAAAGUGCGUAUCGGAGUUGUCAGCGGCGGUGCGAACAAGGUCGAGAACCAAGAUCAACGCAAGGACACUGAAAAGAAGAUGAAUGACGAGCGUAACGGUACCAUCGAAGCUGCCAUCGUCCGCAUUAUGAAACAACGCAAAACGCUUACGCAUUCUCAACUAAUGACUGAGACCCUUUCGCAACUCUCCGCUCGCUUUGUUCCAGACGUGAACAUGAUCAAGCGGCGCAUUGAAAGUCUGAUUGACCGCGAAUACCUGGAGCGAGUCUCUGAAGAGCCACCCACCUAUGGAUAUGUCGCAUGA
This is a messenger RNA of Penicillium egyptiacum, 2475 nucleotides long. The record is from the annotation of a GenBank genome assembly. NCBI's taxonomy places the organism in Eukaryota, Fungi, Ascomycota, Eurotiomycetes, Eurotiales, Aspergillaceae.